This is a messenger RNA of Gamsiella multidivaricata, 2260 nucleotides long. RefSeq lists its product as uncharacterized. Gene Ontology annotation, cellular component: cytoplasm. The transcript has 4 exons. Lineage: Eukaryota; Fungi; Mortierellomycota; Mortierellomycetes; Mortierellales; Mortierellaceae. The record is from RefSeq and is a predicted model, not a curated record. The coding region runs from base 113 to 2164 and encodes 683 amino acids.
UGUCAACCCUUUUGCUCCUUCCCCGUUCCUUCAUCUCGUCGCCUCCCCCAUCGCACUCGCACUCACACUACACCUCUCCUUCCCCAAAUACAUACACGCACAAUCAUAGACCAUGGAUGACUUCUACUUCAUGAGUCCGCUCGAGGGAGCAACCAACAACGCCAACGACCGACCCAGCACUCGCCCCGCCUCUCAGCAGUCCACCACUACCGCAGGAGAGUCCUCGACCACUCCUUCCUCAAGGACCUCUUGGUCCUCGUGGGGCGUAUCUUUCAACAAACUGAUAGAGCGCGGCAAGAAGGACAUGAACGAGUUUGUCGAUGUCACCCGCAAGGACUUAACCGAGCUCGUCCACACCGUUCAACAGGAGCACUCCACAGCUAUUGAAUCUCUUACCAAAAAAGUCGGCGACCUAAAGACGACUUUGCCGCCUCUGCCGGCCUCAGUCAACACGACUUCGGCGGAUAUCCUCGGCAGGGUUUCGAAUGUCGUUGGAGGGAUCAGGCAGGAGAUCACAGAAGCUGCUACUGGUGUCUCUUCAAACGCCCAUGCAACACCAACAGUAGGGGCGGAGGACUCCACAAAGGAGAGCUCGACUGAGGCAAAGGAAGGCAAGGCGGAGGGCGAUAGCAAAGAUACAACGGAUAUCGCGACAGCACAGAUAUCUUCCGUAAAGGGCAUCACUGAUCCUGCUGCCACAGCCGCCUCGGCUAACACGCCCUCUGACUCUACAACUGCAGCGGACGCCACUUCAACACUCACAGAUACCACUCAAGCAUCACCAACAACAACAACGGGGUCAACAACAGCACGCGGCGAAAAGACCGCGUCGCUCAGUUUCGCCAGCACAGCCAACCUCUUCUCUGCAGGCGCGACUUCUUUGACCCAGACCCUGACUUCAAGCACGAAGGAGAUCAGUUCGACCGCCAACGAGUUGUUCAAGAAGAAGCUCCCAGCGGUCGCAGAGAAGCAUCUGGGCGAAGCCGACCUAUUCCUGAAGAGCACGACAGAGACCCUGAAGACGAAUGGAUUGCUUGCGGAGCAGUACGUCAAUAAGUUCGGAGCGGGCAUGGUCAACUUUCUGAACAGCGCUGUUGUUAUUUCUGCACCAGAGGAGAAGGAAGUAGCAGCCCGCAGCAAGAAGAUGUUCUUUGACCGAAAGGCGGCGAUGCUGGAGAAACUGCGAAUGGACCCUGCCACAUAUACGGUUGAUCCUAUGACCACCAUCGCCGACAACGACAUUGUUGGUCUGGAGCGAUACAAGUACUUUUUACAGACCUUCAACAUGGCAGAGUAUCAGCAGCGGAUUUCGCGUCUGAUGAACGAAUACCCUGAGGUUAAAGCCUUGAUGAACAAACUAGUUCCCGCUGAGGUCGCGGACGAAGAGCUCUUUUGGCAAAGAUAUCACUUCCGCCUCUACGAGAUUGAGGAAGAAGAAAAGAGGCGCCAGAAACUUGUCCAAGAAGCUGGAGCUGACCUUGCAGACGAAGACUUUACAUGGGACGACAACGACGAGGACGAAGACGAACAGAAAGCAGAGUCAUCUGGCGGACAGGGCAGCAUCACUCCCAAAGCCGACAAGAAGAACACCGACGCCAUGACACCCCGAGCCAGCCAGAUCCUCUCUGGUGUGGACUCGCUAGAAGUCAAGCGGGAACCCCUGACUGCCGAGGCCUUGGCGUCCUCAUUGUCUGCACUUGCCAUCCCUGACGAAACGACAGCCGGAUCCGAUGAUGGCGCCAAAGCAGGACCAGGUUCAGGAUCUGACUAUGAGGAAUGGGGAUCUGAGUCCAUGAAAUCAUCGUCCUCGCCAUCUGUAAAGUCAUUCUCAGCAAAGUCAUCGACGGGCGCACACUCCAAGAGCCCGACCACGAACCUGAGCUCGACCAGGACGAGCGAGGAUGCGUAUGAGGUUGUCGAUGGCGUUGAAACACCCGUCAGGGCUCCGAUGGCUAGCGUUACCUCUGUUUCUUCCGCGGCUUCGUCUCCAGCACUGGGGCAGUCUGCACAGCAGCCGAGCAGCAAACAAAAGUCUUCUGAGACGAGGGUAAACAUCAUAUUCUAUGAAACGUUUUCAAUGAGUUGUCGUGGUCCUUGUCAGCAUGUCCCUAUUACUAAUGCGCGCUGCACCUUAUCCUUGUUUGCGAAAAUAGGAGGAAGAUGACUGGAGCGACUGGGAGUAAGCUCAAUCGAUCUCGAUGAUAUGUUACAUAUAUGCAAAUAGUUUCUAAAGAGUCAACUGUAAUAAAGCUGCUGAUAG